AUGUUGAAGCACGAGAAGCAGAGAGCCAGCGGGCGGACUGAGCAGCUAGACGCCAAGCACAAGGCAAACUUAUACAACUUCAACCACAGACGCAGCCGAGUGCAGCCGAAUAUACCCGAGUGCAGACGAGUGCAGCCUAGUAGAGAACUCAACUAUAAACAACGACAGACUAACAUGAAUUCUCCAGGAUUAAAAUGGAGUGCGCUUGGCAAAGUGCUAUUGGUGGCGACACUAGUACUGCUCGCAGUGACCUCUGCCAUGCCGGCAGACGACGCCAGGAUCCACGGUGCGAGAGCGAAGCGACAGCUCCGCAACCUGUUCUGCGCAUACGCGAAUAACUUCAUAAGUAGUCAUCAUAACUGCAUGUGCUCAGGCGCUGUCAUGGGCAAGCGACGCAAGCGGCACCUAUUCCUGAAAAUUACGUGCGCAGCAGCGUGUAGAUAUGUGCUCUACAAAUGUGAACAACCGCUCCCGACAACCAUGUUCCCUGUUACAGCACCAGCCCGUUGACGCGUUUCAAUGAAAUAUUUCGACUUUGGUAUAGUAAAGAGAUUUCGUAUUUAUUUAACAUUAUAUUUUAUUGAAACGCUCCAAGUGCCCGUGGGUUACAGACGCGACGAUAUUGAUGUAGUCGUGCGAGAACUCGCGGGGCGACGCGCAUGCGCACGCGACGCCGCGUUCGACUACCCGUGAGUUUUAUCGUCGCUCGCUGCGUCGGACAUCUCCUGCGCUAACUUAACCGCAAAUGUUCAUUUCACACUAAAUAAAGAGAGAGAGAGAGAGAGAGAGAGAGAGAAAGAGCGAAAAGCGUGAACGCGUGACGGCGCUGUCGGAGUUGCGAUGGCGGUGACGAUGACGAUGACGAUAGGGACGCCGGUGAUCAGACGUUAAUGUAUUGACGCUCUAUAAUUUCGUCGGUGCGGCGUUACGGCAUCUUUUAUUUAUUUUCGCAUACGUGUUAGCCUAGUUACACGUGAGGAUCAUCAGCUUAUAUUAGCGUCGCAUACGAGACGUGCUGUAACACACACUAGCCUUCCGUUUAUGUUAGUGGGAGGGGGUUGGGAGGUGACUUUCUCAUCUAUACGAGUAGCCGGAUAUCGUAAAACCCGGGAAUAUACCGUCUCGCCGAUUGAUUGUCUGUAAUCAUGUUCUUAUAUAUAAACUAUGUGGUGAAAAAUAUAAACAAAAACCUUUUGAACUUUGAA
This is a messenger RNA of Priapulus caudatus, 1205 nucleotides long. RefSeq lists its product as uncharacterized. The transcript is spliced from 3 exons. NCBI's taxonomy places the organism in Eukaryota, Metazoa, Priapulida, Priapulimorpha, Priapulimorphida, Priapulidae. The coding region runs from base 1 to 510 and encodes 169 amino acids. The record is from RefSeq and is a predicted model, not a curated record.